GGGGCAAAAGGUUUCAGAGCAGGGAGAGGGGGGAGAGGUUUUUAUUGUGAACAGAAGAAGAAGGUCGAGGGACAGGAGGAGAAUCUGAGACAAAUAAACAGAAGAAGAAGAAGUUGUGCUGCUGCAGGUGGAGGUUGGAGCUGCUGGAGGCUGGAAGACUCUGACAUAGACCAAGAGGACGGCCAUGUUUUCAACCAAACCAGAGAUCAAGCUGUGAAACACAAGAGGAGGUCGCCCCCCUCGACCAGGUCCCCCUCCGCCCCGCAACGUAACCCCCACCACAGCAGUGCUGCUGACGAGGAGGAGAGCCCCGAGAGAGUGGAGCAGAAGGAGAAACUCCAUGCGGAGCUGAAGCAGGUGUUGAGUCAGAAAAGAAGUCAUCUGAGAGAAUCAGCCUGCCAGCUGGCACAACCAGAGAUGGAUUCAGAGCCAGCAGAGGAACAGACAACUGGGGAGAAAAUCUCCAAGCCGGUGGAAAUCAUGGUGGAGACAGAUGCAGGGGUUGGCGCCAGCGGCUACAGCGUGACGGGCGGAGGAGAGCGGGGGAUCUUUGUUAAAGACGUCCUCAAAGACUCUCUGGCUGCCAAACACCUGAGUCUGCAACAAGGUGAUCAGCUGCUGAGCGCUAAAGUCUACUUUGACAAUGUGAAGUAUGAAGACGCGCUCAGGAUCCUUCAGAGCGCAGAGCCCUAUAAGGUCAGCUUCCAGCUGAAGAGGACCAUCCCUAAAGCUGAGGCCAGCGUGCGACCAAGAGCUCCAAGUGUGGAGGUCAAAACUCCUAAAGUCAAGAUGGCCAAAAUGAGUGUGAAGGGCACCAAGCCUUUCAAGGCCCUAAAGAAAAGAGGUGGUCGUUUUGGUCUGAAGAGGUUGAAGGAGAAGCACAGAGAGGAGGUGGUAAUCGAAGGAACUCCUCCACGACUGGAAACGGGUGAUGUGGACGUGGAGUUCUCACUUCCAAAAGUCAAACAGAGGAAGAGUGGGAAGUUUGAUGAACAAGACAUCCGAGGAUCAGUAACCGUGGGGAAACCAAAAAGGAAAAUCAGGUUUCCUCACAUGAAAGUCAAGAAAUACACCAGAUCAGAGACAGAAGGAAAAGUGGAAACAGGACAGCUUGAGGGACACAUAAACGUCCCUGCAUCUGAAAUACCUGGAGCUAAAGUGAAAACCAAAGGGAAAGGACACAAGUUUGGGAUAACGUUUCCUAAAACCAAGCACAUAAAAUCAGAUUCUUCUUUGGAACGAGGAUCUGUGGAGCUGAAGCCUCCAGAUGUGAGCCUCCAGCCACCACCAGUGGAGUUUAGUUUGUCAGAGUCUAAAGACAAGGAUGUGGACAAGAGAGGGUCAAAGUUUAAUCCCCCGGAUGUAGAGUUUGCACUCCCUUUAGGAAAACCUGAGGUGUCUUUGCCAAAAGCGAAGGGAUCUGCAGGAAUUAAAGCUCCCAAAGUUGAAGUUAAAGGAGAAGUUGAUGCACCAGAAGGUAGGAUUAAUGUGGACAGCGACACAGGAGACACAAAACUCAAAAUGCCAAAGUUGAAACUUCCUAAAGUUCGACUCUCACGUCAUUCGGAUGAGAUUGAUGGAGAAAUGAAGGUGAAGGCUGAGGGGAAGAAAAUACCUCAUGCUGGCGUAAAAACAAAAGGAGAUGGUGAGGUUAGGCUUUCUGGAACAAAACUCACCACAACAGAAGUGAAAGGUGAAGGUUGUUCUUUCGAACUUCCCUCAGUUGUUUCUUUGCCAAAAGUUAAGUUUGAAACUGAUGGCUCACUCCAAGAUCAUCCAGGAGCAGUGAAGACAGCAAAAAUGCCUGCCAUCGAAAUCUCUGUACCAAAGGUGGAUUUGGAAUUUGAUACACGACAAAGAAUUCCAGAUGAAGUGGAGGGCACCGUUAAAGGAGCUAAAAUUUCCAUGCCAAAGGUUGAUAUCGCUUUACCAAAAAUGGGGUCUCCUGAUGUGAAUAUUGAAGGGCCAGAUGGUGAAGGAAAGUUUAGUCCACCUUCCCUUGACAUCUCUGUCCCAAAGGUGAAAUCAGACGUCGAUAUGGAUUAUUACGUUGGUGGAGAUGGAAAGUUCAAAAUGCCCGAAUUUGACGUAACUCUCCCAAAACUAAAGCCAUCAGAGCAGGAAGUGGAAGGGAGUUUUAAGUUACCCAAAGUAGACUUAACUCUUCCCAAAGUAGAUAUUAAAGGACCUGGAAUCAAAGAAGGAGCUAAAUUUAACAUGCCUGCAGCUGAACUGUGUCUUCCAGAAGGAAAAGCAGAGAGUAAGGAAGAGAUAGAAGGAAAAGGAAGCAAGUUAAAGAUGGCUUCGGUUGAUGUUUCUCUCCCUAAAUUUAAAUCAAAGCAAACAGACAUCAGUAUCGAAGAGCCAGAAUUUAAAAGCAGUGAUUUAAAAGCACCAGCUAUUGACAUUUCACUUCCUCAAGGCACAUUUGAAGGAAAUGUUGCUUUUAGUAGUGAGGGUGAAUUCAAGCUGCCAUCUAUAGAUAUGAGCCACCCUGGAGUUAAAUUCUCAGAAGGAGAUGCAAAUAUUCAAGGUCCAAAAGUCAAAAGUGGAAAGUUUGAAAUGCCCAACAUUAAUGUCUCACUUCCAAAAGGAAAAGAACACAGAAAUAUUGACAUUAACAUUCACUCGGGAACAGAUGGGAACAUUGACCUGCCCUAUUGUGAUAUUGGAGGUCCUGAAGGAAAAACAGGAAAAUUCAAAUUGCCCAAAGUUGAUAUCACUCUUCCAAAACUGCCAGAGGGGGAAGUCAAAGUUGAAAGACCAGAAGUGGAAGUACCAACUGUUGAUAUUUCUCUUCCAAAAGGAAAACUAGAAGGAGAUCUUGACGUUGACACAAAGGGAGCUAAAUUUCAAAUGCCUUCACUCAAUAUUAACCUUCCUAAGAUAAAAUCCAAGGAAACAGAUAUUGAUAUAAAGGGAAAUAAAGGAAAGUUUGAAAUGCCAUCACUGGAUGUUUCAGGACCUAAAAUAAAAUCUCCAGAGGUAGAUGUCAAACUCCAGAGUACAGAUGUUGACAUUUCACUUCCAAAACCAAAAGCUGUGGUUGACAUCGAUUAUGAAGGGAAAGAUGGAAAAAUAAAAAUGCCAAAAGUUGACAUUUCAUUGCCAAAAGUAAAUGUUCCUGAGGGUAACAUCACAAUUAAAAAACCUGUACUCAAUAAGAAGAUUGAGCUGCCAGACAUUGACAUUUCACCAACCAAAGGAAAAUUAGAUGUUGAGUUUGAUGGACAUGGUAGUAAAAGUGGAAAGUUCCAAAUGCCGUCUGUUGAUUUCUCUCUACCUAAAUUGAAAGCAAAAAGAGCAGAUGUCAACAUAGAAGGUCCUGAAAUUAUAGAAGGAAGCACAAACAUAACUGAAGUUUCAUUUCCAACAGGAAAAGCUGAAGUAGAUAUCAGUGUUGAGAGCCCUGAUGUGAAAGGUGGAAAACUCAAGAUGCCAAAGUUCAAUGUUUCUCUACCAAAGGUCAGUCUUGAGGGACCAGAUAUAAAAGGAAAAUUUGAAAGUUCAUCUGCUGAUAUUUCACUCCCAAAAGCAAAGAAAGGUGUGGAAAUUGAGGCAGAAACUGGUAAAGGCAGCAAGUUUCAUCUUCCUUCAGUUGACUUUUCUCUUCCUAAAGUCAAAGCAAAGGGUCUUGAUGUGGACAUUCAAGGACCUAGCAUCAAAGGUGAUGUGUCUCUCCCUAAACUUAAGGCUCCAGAGGUAGAUGUCAACCUCAAGGGCCCAGAAAUUGAAGGGCCCAAGAUUGACCUACCUUCUGUUGAUGUUUCACUUCCUAAAGGUACAAUAGAGGGGGACAUCAAUUGGAUGUUUCUCUACCAAAGGUGAAUCUCCCAGAAGGUGAUUUGAAGAUAAAAGGUCCAGACAUCAAGACUGGGAAAAUUAUGAUGCCAGAUGUUGAUUUAUCACUUCCCAAAGGAAAAGUUAAAGGAGAAAUAGAAGCUGAAGGACAUGCUGCUCAAGGAGGCAAAUUCCACAUGCCCUCAAUUGAUAUAAAUCUGCCUAAAAUGAAAGCUAAAGGUCCAAAGGUAGAUGUUGAGGGUCCUCAGAUUGAAGGGCCAAAUGUUAACAUGCCCUCCAUUGACGUUUCACUUCCUAAAGGCACAAUAGAGGGUGACAUCAGUCUUGAAGGCCCUGAUGUGAGCAGUGGAAAAUUCAUGAUGCCAAAGUUUGAUGUUUCUCUACCAAAGGUCAGUCUCCCAAAAGUUGAGGGACCAGACAUAAAAGGAAAAUUUGCAAAGCCAUCUGCUGAUAUUUCACUUCCCAAAGUAAAGGUUGAUGGAGAUUUUGAUGUUGAGGGUCUUGAUGUAAAAGGAGGCAAAUACAAAAUGCCAAAAGUGGCCAUUUCAUUUCCAAAGGUGAACCUGCCUGAAGGGGAUGUCAAAGUGGAAGGGCCAGAAAUUAAAGAAGGUACGAUUAAAGUGCCUGCUGCUGAUAUAUCUUUUCCAGGGGGAAAAGUUGAGGGAGAUAUUAGUAUCGAAGUUCCAUCAGGAAUGGGAAAGUUUGAACAUCCAAAAGCUGAUAAAAAAGGUGGAAAGCUCCAGAUGCCAUCUCUUGACAUAAAUAUGCCUAGAUUUGAUUUAGAUCUCAAUGUUCCUUCAGGUAAAAAAAAUAAAAGAUUUAAAAUGGAUGCCAGUGGCUUUGAUGUGUCCAGAGAUUUGGAGAUGUCUGGCCUCAAAAGUGAUAUCAAAACAGCCAAGUUAAAAGUUAAAGGUCAAGACUUGGACACAGGGGGCAUAGAAGAUUCAGGUGCAUCCCUAAAACUCCCCUCAGUCAAACUGCCAACAGUUGACAUCUCAGCUCCAAAAGUGGAUUUAAAUUUUGUUCUCCCCAAACCUCAAGGUGAUGAGGUGGAACUGGAGCUUUUGAAAGCAGAAGGAGGAAGGCCUUCAUCAGGGAGCAGCUUUGAUAUACCUGAUGUCUCACUCAAAGUCCCAAGUUUCUCCCUGCCCAGAUUUGGUGGAAAGUCAAAGAGUGGUGAUUUGAAAGUAUCAGGACCCAAAGGAGAUGUUUCCCUUAAUCCGCAAAGUGUGGAAGGAGAGAUCAGGGCACCGUCAGUCGAGUUUGAUAGAGAUGGAAAAGUGAAAGUGAAGAAAACAAAAAUGAAAUUUCCUUCAUUUGGAAUUUCUAAAACGAAUGCAGAUGUAUCUGUAUCUUGUCCUGAUGUUGAUGUCAAAAUGAAAUGUGGGAAACCUGACAUUCCUAAGGUAGAUUUCAAUCUUGAGGUCCAAGACGGGAAAGGAAAACAUAAAACGAAGUUCCCCAAAUUCAAAAUGUCAUCACCAAAGGUUCAGCUUACAGAAGGAGAGGUUGAUGCUAAAGUGGAAGCAGAUGCGGAAGGGAAGGCAGGCUUCCAUGUUCCUGAUGUCACUAUUAAACUGCCAAAGUUCUCAGUCCCAGGAUUUGGCUCUAAAGAACAAAAUUUAGGAAAACCAAACCGUGAACUUGAAGUUCAGGCCAAAGGCAAGAUGCCAUCAGUUGAGCUGUCAUUGCCGGCAGCUAAAACACCAGAGACAGAGGUUCUCCUCCCCAAAACAGAAGUUGACGUUUCAGAAGCAGACAUUAAAGGUUACGAAGGAAACCUCAAAAUUCCCAAAGUGGACCUGGAUGUGUCCCUGCCAAAAGGAAAGAAAAUGGAAGGACCUGAUGUGGAGCUUAAAGGAGGUGAAGGAAAAUUCAAAAUGCCAACAAUAGAUGUGUCCCUUCCCAAAGGAAAAUCUAAAGAUCUUCAUGCACCAAGCAUUGACAUAGAGAGCGAUGGAGACAAGUUUAAAAUGCCUUAUGUCAAAAUGCCCACUGUUGAUAUAACAAUACCAAAACACAAGACUGGUCAAAUGAGUUUUCCAGAUGUAGAAGGCAUAGAAGGCAUAGAAGGAAAGGAAGGCAAAUUCAAAAUGCCAACCGUCGACAUAUUUAAGGGACAGACAGGACCAGAUGUUGAAAUUGAAGGUGGGGGAAAGUUAAAGAUGCCUAACAUCAAAAUGCCACACGUUGACUUCAGUCUUCCAAAAAUGAAGACCCCAGAGGUUGAUGCACCUGAGUUCCAGGCGAAGGUUGAACCCGGAGUUGCAAAAACUUCAGUACCUCAUUUUGAGGUGCCUUCAGUUGAUGUUUCACUUCCAAAAGCAAAGGCUGAAGUUAAAAUGGAGGGAGGUGCAGAGCAAAAGUUUAAAAUGCCCGGUGUUGACAUCUUUCUUCCAAAGGGUAAAUUUCAAGACAUGGCAGCAACUGAAAUGCCACAUGUAAAAAUGCCAAAUGUUGAUAUAUCUCUGCCCAAAGGAAAGUUUGAAGGCCCAGAAGUGGAAAUCAAAGGGGAAGGUGGAAAGUUCAGGAUGCCACAUAUCAGCAUGCCUUCUGUUGAUAUUUCACUUCCCAAAGGAAAAGUUGAAGGUCCAAAUCUUAACAUAGAGGGAAGUUCUGGAGAGAAAUUCAAAUUACCUCAAUGGAAAAUGCCAGAUGUUGAUGUUUCUCUGCCCAAAGGACACAUAGAAGGUCCAGAGAUGGAGAUCAAGGGGGAAGGUGGCAAAUUUAAGAUGCCCUCUGUUGAUAUUUCACUUCCCAAAGGAAAAGUUGAAGGUCCAAAUCUUAACAUAGAGGGAAGUUCUGGAGAGAAAUUCAAAUUACCUCAAUGGAAAAUGCCAGAUGUUGAUGUUUCUCUGCCCAAAGGACACAUAGAAGGUCCAGAGAUGGAGAUCAAGGGGGAAGGUGGCAAAUUUAAGAUGCCCUCUGUUGAUAUUUCACUUCCCAAAGGAAAAGUGGAAGGUCUUGAUGUUGAUGUCAAAAUACCGUACAUGAAAAUACCAUCAGCUGGUGUAUCAAUACCAAAAGGGGAAUUUGAUGAUCUAGAUGCUGAAAUGAAAGGAAACGUGGGAGGAAAGUUCAAGCUGCCUCAUGUGAAAAUGCCAAAUGUUGAAUUCUCUGUGCCUAAAGGAAAAGACAGUCUAGAAGUGGACAUUAAAGGUCAGGGUGGUCAUUUUAAGAUGCCACACAUCAGUAUGCCUUCUGUUGAUAUUUCAUUACCUAAAGGAAAUUUUGAAAGCCCAGAGGUUGAGCUUGAGGGAGAUGCAGAAGGGAGGAUAAAGAUGCCAAAUGUUGACAUCUCUCUACCCAAAGAAAAAUCUGGAAAAAUAAAAGGAACGGUUGAGGGAGAGGGAAACCUAUCAAACGUUUCCUCAGUAGGCAUUUCACUACCGAAAGUUAAAACUGAAGGUCCCAAUCUUGAAAUUAAGGGUGAAGGAGGGAAGUUCAAGAUGCCAAAAGUUGAUAUAUCUCUUCCUAAAGGUAAAGGUAGAGAUAAUGAAGUACCUGCUAUGGAAAUGGAACUCACAGGUCCAGAUGUUGAACAUCUAAAGGGAAACAUUUUAUUGCAAAAAGAGAAAUCACCUGGGAUAAAAUUACCAACAGGGAAAGCAGAGGCUCAUAAAUUAGAUGAUAUGCAUGUUGAGGGUGAACACAAAGGUUUAAAACUCAAAGGGCCAACAACUGAUAUAAAAGGUCCACAAGGAGACUUGGAGCUCCAUGCCGGAUUGCACAGAGGAGAAGGGAAGAAAGACAAGACAAAAGUUGAUUUACCCGAUUUGGAUCUGAACACAGCAGGAACCAAAGUUAAGGAGCCCAAAGUCAAAGGAAAAAGGUUCAAGAUUGGAUUACCAAAAAGGAAAACUGGUGGAGACGUAACAGUAGACGUAAAGUCGACCGGUGAAAGAAAGGUCCAACACAACGAGCAGUCAGACGACAAAAAUCCGAUUAAUAUUCCAGAAGCAAAUGUUACGUUACCAAGUGUUUGUCUAAAAACAGAAAUAGGAGGAGAUAAGGCUAACUCAUCUUUCAGUAAGGAAAUCAAAAUUCCCAGGAUAACAGACAUUGAGUUUGAUAUUGGUGCAUCACAAGAUGAAGAUGAUGACAGAACAGAAACGGACAAGAAAGUCAAGAUCCCUAAAUUUGGUGUUCCAUUACCCUCCCUCACUUCUCCUGAAAGAGAGAUGAACAUCCAUGGACCAGAAGUGCAAUACGAGGGUCCUAAGAUACCCAAAGUAAAGAAAGCUGUUUUUGUCCUGGUAAAGCCUAACGAUACUGAUGAAUCAGCUGUGAGUAUCCCAAAAUCUGAGACAACAGCUGAAAUGACAACAGAGGAGGUCAGGGGGAAGAUGCCCAAAAUCAAAAUCAAGUCAAACUUUGGGAAAUCUAAAGAUAAAACAGUAGAACUCGGUGUAGAAAGGGAAGAAGAGGAAGAGGAAACAUCAAAAGGGGAGAAAUUUAAAAUGCCCAAGGUUUCAUUUUCUUCUGGCAAAUCCGGAUCAUUUGACGUCGCAAUAAAGGAAGAGAGUUCAAGCAUCGAUGUAGAAAAAGAUACAAUUCCUCACCAAAGCCCCAAGGAUGAUAAAGGGACGUUCAGUGGAAAAAUCAAGUUUCCAAAAGUGGAAUUCACCAGUCCAUAUGGCAAAAUGUCUUCAGGAGGGGAGAAAACAGAAACAAGAGGUAAAAUGGGAAAAGAUUCAUCGCCCAGAGAAGUGAGGGGAGAUAGCAGACAAUCAGGUGAAAUGGCCUUUUUGAGCGAUACACCGGAGACUUCGACACACGUGGUGUCGUCUCACGCCAGAACAGACAUGUUGGACAGGGACAGCUCCGAGUCUCCUGUUGAGUUCAGCUCAACAAAAACACAGAUGUGGAGGGAGGUGGAUAGCAGAGGCAAGGAGGCUGAAGAAAAGGAGUCUUCCUCCUGGUUCAAGGUACCGAAGAUCACACUGAAGCCCCACACCUCUGGUUUUCUUCAGAUAACCCCAGAGGGUUCUCCUCAGGCACAGCGGAGGGGGGAGGUGGGAGGCGAGGCCGACGUCUCGGGGUCUUUCUUCCUCCACACAUCGGGGCUCGAUUUCACCUCGCAGCAGACGUCUGAAGAAGUCUCCUCCAUGGAGGCUGGAACCCACACCACGGUGAUCCAGACCACCCGGAUCACUCGGCAUCUGGUGACGAGCGAAACACAAACAGGCGUGUCAACAACAACAAAAACAACAACAAGUCACCAAGUGACAGACUUUUAACUCCUGAGGAUGCUGUACUGCUAUCUGAAAAACAAAAUCUUGUAAUUUCUUUGUUGUGUUUUUUUAAAUCUGGUGAGGUUGCAGUGUUCUUGUACACAUCUGUUAAAAAAAAGUCUAUAUUUUAUAUUUUUAUUAGUUUAGGUAUGAUUGUGAGAACUUUUGAUUAAUCGGCAUUACUGUCAGAGUAAUAUAUACUGUACUUCCUUUUUUCACUUAGUUGUUUUGUUAGUUUAGUCCACAUUAUUUAUGCAGUUUUGUUUGGUUUUGAGAAUUCCACUCUGAAUAUAAACCUGUCCGGUUUUGGAUUAUUUAUUGCUGUUUGUGCACAAACCCUUAUUCUACAGAGCUGGGAUGUUGUUUCAAAUGUAAAUAAAAACAGAAUGCAAUGAUUUGAAAA
Molecule: messenger RNA, 9438 nt
Organism: Austrofundulus limnaeus
Lineage: Eukaryota; Metazoa; Chordata; Actinopteri; Cyprinodontiformes; Rivulidae
Gene: prx
Product: periaxin
Biological process (GO): regulation of RNA splicing; peripheral nervous system myelin maintenance
Cellular component (GO): cytoplasm; nucleus
Molecular function (GO): protein binding
Source: RefSeq, a predicted model, not a curated record